This is a messenger RNA of Suricata suricatta (meerkat), 2710 nucleotides long. RefSeq names its product CLN8 transmembrane ER and ERGIC protein (gene CLN8). The transcript has 3 exons. Gene Ontology annotation, cellular component: endoplasmic reticulum; membrane. Bases 298 to 1149 code for a protein of 283 amino acids. Lineage: Eukaryota; Metazoa; Chordata; Mammalia; Carnivora; Herpestidae. The record is from RefSeq and is a predicted model, not a curated record. Gene Ontology annotation, biological process: lipid homeostasis.
GUCACAGUGGGCUGGCCUGGGAGGGGCAGUGUUUUCCCCACCCCCCAGGAAGGGUUUUAAGGUGUCAGAGUAUACAGGGGAUAAACGUGACACAGACCUGUUCAUGGAUGCCCGAAGCCAAGCACCUUUGCCAACCUCUCUCUAUUAAGCCGGAUCUGUGUGCACACAGGUCAGAGAUGAAUACAUGACGAGUCCAGACGCACCUGCCCAGACUGUGCCUUGUGGGACAAGACGUGGCGUGGGCCCCCGAGCCCUGCGUUAGCCCUGGGACGCCUUUAAUAUUACACAGUCAGGACAAUGACUCAUGUGAGCGAUGGCGGGACCUCAGGGAGCAUUUUUGACCUGGACUACACGUCCUGGAAGGUUCGCUCGACGCUGGUGGUCGCCGGCUUCGUCUUCUACGUGGGUGUCUUCGCCGUCUGCCACCAGCUGUCCUCGUCCCUGAACGCCACCUACCGCUCUCUGGUGGCCAGAGAGAAGGUCUUCUGGAACCUGGCGGCCACCCGCGCUGUCUUCGGCGUUCAGAGCACAGCCGCGGGCCUGUGGGCCUUGCUGGUGGACCCCGUGCUGCAGGCUGACAAGGUGUGCGGCCAGCAGAACUGGUGCUGGUUUCACGUGGCCACGGCAACAGGAUUCUUUCUCUUUGAAAAUGUAGCAGUUCACGUGUCCAACGUGCUUUUCCGGACAUUUGACGUGUUUCUGGUCGUGCACCACCUCUUUGCUUUUCUGGGCUUCCUCGGCUCCGUGGUCAACCUCAGGGCGGGCCACUACCUGGCUAUGAUCACGCUGCUCCUGGAGAUGAGCACUCCCUUCACCUGCGUCUCCUGGAUGCUCCUGAAGGCCGGCUGGUCCGACUCCCUGUUCUGGAGGCUCAACCAGUGGCUGAUGAUCCACAUGUUCCACUGCCGCAUGGUGCUCACCUACCACAUGUGGUGGGUGUGCUUCUGGCACUGGGACGGGCUGCUCCGUACCCUGUACCUGCCGCACCUGGCACUCUUCCUCGUGGGGCUGGGCCUGCUCACGCUCGUCAUCAACCCCUACUGGACCCACAAGAAGACGCAGCAGCUCCUGACCCCAGUGGACUGGAACUUCGCCCAGCCAGAGGCCUUGGGGGCCAACGGCCCAGUGCCACCGAAGAAGGGACAGUAGCGGCCCAGGGCCCUGGGCAGGGCAGUAGUGGCCCAGGGCUUGGGGCCCUGUGACUGCUGUCCCCGUCCGUGAGGUCCUCAGGCUGCCUCACGCCCCAUGCACGGCACUCUUCCCGAGUGUGGCUGCCGUGCUGGUGACUGGGACUGUGCUGACUUCUGAGUGGCCACAGAACAUGUGCAAUGCCUAGGUGUGCCUCUGCGGGCACGUUUGUGCCACGGUGACUUUGUGGCCUGCCGUGGUUUACUCCUGUGCGCCUAACCAUGUGCGGCCCUGUUGACCAUCAGGGAGGGUGGCAGUGGUGGUGGCCGGGCCACCUGUCCAGGAGGUGGGGGCUCUUCUGGUGUAGGGCGAGACUUGGCAUCUGCACUGCCCCCCACCCUCACCCCCCGGUGCUGUGGACGUCAGCAUCCAGUCUCUCCUGUCACGUGGUCAGUUUGUGUGUCCUGUCCAGUGGUGGUGACCUUCUUAACUGCAAGGCAUUGUCCUCAGACAGAAGGUGUCCUGUUUGGGCUCUUGUUAGAAUCUCCUUGAAUGAAGAGGCCGGCCUGGCCGCAGCAGCGCCAUCUGGUGGCAAAGCCGCAGACAGACCUCGUGCCCGGGUGACACUCUGCCCCAGGAACUGAGCCGGCGGCCUUGUGGUCUCGUGCUUGAGUAGAGGCUGUGGGGUCUUGCAGUCAGGGGGUUGCCAGUAAAACCAGAAGUGUGUAUUCACGCUCUCUUGCUCACUUGGCAAAAUAAGGUACAUGUUUGGUAAUCAGAUCUGUCUGCCUUUUAGAGCCGUGCAAAUGGACCGAGUUGCCAGUGGGCUUCCCAACCAGACCCUCGAUCUCUGCUGGUGUUUGUGGGGUUCCAGGGCUGGGCAGUGGCUGCUCUGCCCCACAAGCUGGGCAGGGGGAAGGAGGGAGGUGAGGGCAGGCACCUUGCCUCCACCCGCCUGGCCCUUGGGGAGGCACACACCAGCACUGUGCGGGGAGGUCCCAGUCCCCCACCCACUGCCCCCCCGCAGCUCCCCAGCGCUCGCUUAGGACAGUGGAGACCUGUGUCCGCAGAGAAAUGGCCUCUCUCAUGGAUGUGAGGGUCACCCCCGGCCCCGACUUCCUUCAGUCCGGGAGAACAGCAGGUCUCGUAUAACAGCAGAGUGCUCAAAGGGGGUCAUUCCAGCUCGUUCGAGGAUUCAGGGGCCCACCCUACUGUGGGCAGCGGGGGACACACACACAGACACUCGAUUCGGCCUGGAGUGUGCAAUAACAUUAGGUUUAUUGUUUUCUUUGAAACCUCUUGACGUCUUUGUAAAACACAUGUGUGCGUUGGUCAUGGAAACGUCCGACUCGAGUUCGAGUGUUGUGGCGCUCAGGGUGCGUGUUGUCCUUACUGCUGCUUUGUGCUUAGGUCAAGACCCGUGAUGCCCGUUUAUCUCCUUGUAAGGAGUGAGUGACGGCUCAAAGGCACCCAGCAAACCGCGUCCCUGUGAAGACGACUAACUCGCGACCUUGUGGAGCAGACGCGGGUGUCUUCCGACGCACAGAGGUUUAAUAAAGUAACUUAUGUUUACGGACCCAAA